This is a messenger RNA of Colletotrichum navitas, 1935 nucleotides long. Its product is annotated as magnesium transporter NIPA-domain-containing protein. Gene Ontology annotation, cellular component: membrane. The transcript has 3 exons. The record is from RefSeq and is a predicted model, not a curated record. NCBI's taxonomy places the organism in Eukaryota, Fungi, Ascomycota, Sordariomycetes, Glomerellales, Glomerellaceae. Bases 1 to 1935 code for a protein of 644 amino acids. Gene Ontology annotation, biological process: magnesium ion transport. Gene Ontology annotation, molecular function: magnesium ion transmembrane transporter activity.
AUGACAAUAGCCCCCGUGCUCGUCGCUGCUGAGCCUGCGGCACGCCCGGACGACGAUAAAGACCUGCAGAACUGGUCCUCGCUCAUAGGCAUCAUCACCGCAAUCGUUGGCAAUGUCCUCAUCGCCCUCGCCCUCAAUGUCCAGCGUUACGCCCACCUUCGACUCCACCGAGAGCGCAUCCGCGUCCGGCGGCGAGCGAGAGAGGCCCUGAAACAUGCGCCGGGCGGAGUCCAGACAGGGCCGUACGGUACUGUUGGCGGUGGAGAAGCAGGAGACACGGAUGCGCGCCGCGACGGUGUCAACCACCACGCGGGUGACGAUGGCGACGACUCCGCGCCUUUGACGAGAUCCUUCCGCUCCGAGGAGUCAGCUGGUUCCGACUACUCUGGCGACGACGACAAAACCCCCUCCACGUACCUCAAGUCGCCCUACUGGUGGGCUGGCCAAAUCCUCAUUACCCUUGGCGAGCUGGGCAACUUUUUGGCCUAUGGUUUCGCGCCCGCCUCCAUCGUCUCCCCUUUGGGAGUCGUCGCGCUGAUAUCCAACUGUGUCAUCGCGCCGAUCUUAUUCAAGGAGAAGUUCAGGCAACGCGACUUCUGGGGUGUCAUCAUCGCUGUGGCCGGAGUUGUUGUCGUCGUUCUGAGCGCCAAGCAGGAGGAGACGAAACUCGACCCCGGCGCUGUGUGGGACGCGAUCACGACGUUGGCCUUCGAGAUAUACCUUGCAGUGACGAUAUCCUUGAUUGUUGUCCUCAUGUGGGCGAGCCCAAGAUACGGCCAUCGGACCAUUUUGAUUGACCUUGGUCUUGUCGGACUCUUUGGUGGCUUCACAGCUCUGUCCACCAAGGGUGUGUCCUCAAUCCUGUCGACCACCCUCCUGGGCGCAUUCAAAACCCCGGUUGCUUGGGCGCUACUCUUCAUACUUCUCUUUACCGCGGUCAUGCAGGUGCGCUACGUCAACAAGGCGCUGCAGAGGUUCAGCUCGACGCAGGUCAUUCCCAUUCAGUUUGUUCUGUUCACGCUCUGCGUCAUCGUUGGUAGUGCCGUUCUGUAUCGUGACUUCGAGAGGACAUCCGCCGAACAGGCAGGCAAGUUUAUUGGGGGUUGCCUGCUCACUUUUUUUGGUGUCUUUCUCAUUACCAACGGUCGUGUCGAGGAAGAUGUCGAGGAUGGCAUGUCCGACACUGAUGGCGUCGAGGAGACGAUCGGCUUGGCCGAGCAAGACGGUUAUAGCCCCACGCAGCCACUGGCGCCUUCAUCCAUCUCAGUCCCAUCCUCGAGAUCACGCCGCUCCUCUCGGGCUUCCAACGGAGGGCACCUAAACAAUGGGUCGAAACAGUUCAGUAUGCAACACGACUCGGGAAUCCCCACACUUCGCGUUCCCGCAGCUGCGACGAUAUCUGACGACUCUAUUCAUACGUUCCCUGGCUUCGGCUCCCCGCCGUCGGAGCCAGCAACGCCAUACUAUGACGGCCAACUGCAGCCCAAGUAUCCCACAGAUACAAGACCGGUCACACCGCGCACAUCGUUGCCGAACAGACCUCACAGCCACCAAUAUCCAGGCCCUAUCUUCUCUCCAUCCCCACUCUCGUCCACUGUGAGCGCCGUGGUCAAGGACACACUUCUUAGGAGCGCAGAAAGUCCGCUGCUGCGCAGGCCUUCGGUGCGGAGGUUGCGCUCGAGCAUCAGGGCCAGUCUCUUCAUGUCCGAGAACAGCGAGGGCCCGGACGGCGAUGCCGAGAGACAGGACCUAAUGGGUGGAGGGAUUGACUACGGAGACGGAGGCGUUGCCGAGCGUAGUCGGACAGCGGGCGAAGGUGCUUCCAGAGGGCCCCAGACGGGAAGACCCCGAAGCCUGAGCGACACGCUAGGAGGGUUAUUUAGGUCGAAGAGGAACAGGAGGGAUGCCAACACCGACCCCGGGGAGAACUUAUAA